AUGUCUUAUGACCGUUUCUUAGCCAUAUGCAAACCCCUAUAUUAUGCAACUCUUAUGAAUGGUAAACUCUGUAUCCAGCUGGCCAGUUGCUCUUGGAUCAACAGCAUUGUGUUGUUCUCCAUAUGCUUGGUCUUGAUGUGGCAACUACGGUACUGUGUUUCCAAUGAAAUCGAUCAUUUCUUUUGUGAAGUUCUUUCAUUGGUUAAAAUCUCAUGCAGUGACACCAGCCUUGUAAAAUGUGUCAUUCUAAUCCUUGCUUUCGUUUUCAGUUUUCCUCCUUUUCUUUUGACCGUGAUCUCCUACAUAUAUAUUAUUGUUGCCAUUUUUAAAAUCCCAUCCACCACUGGGAAGCAGAAGGCCUUUUCCACCUGUUCUUCUCAUGUGAUUGUUGUUUCCCUGUUCUAUGGGUCAUUAAUCAUUGUAUAUAUGACACCAAAUACUGAAGCAAUGAGAGACCUUAACAAAAUAUUUUCUCUUUUUUAUACAGUCCUUCCCCCUUUAAUUAACCCCCUUGUAUAUAGCCUGAGAAACAAGGAUGUGAAGGAAUCUUUGAGGAAGGCCACUGGGAAAAUUUUAGAAGGCCAUUUUUUGAGUUAG
This is a messenger RNA of Lacerta agilis (Sand lizard), 597 nucleotides long. Its product is annotated as olfactory receptor 6C4-like. Gene Ontology annotation, biological process: G protein-coupled receptor signaling pathway. The record is from RefSeq and is a predicted model, not a curated record. The transcript has a single exon. Gene Ontology annotation, cellular component: membrane. Bases 1 to 597 code for a protein of 198 amino acids. Gene Ontology annotation, molecular function: olfactory receptor activity. NCBI's taxonomy places the organism in Eukaryota, Metazoa, Chordata, Lepidosauria, Squamata, Lacertidae.